Messenger RNA from Dermacentor albipictus, 2334 nucleotides. The record is from RefSeq and is a predicted model, not a curated record. NCBI's taxonomy places the organism in Eukaryota, Metazoa, Arthropoda, Arachnida, Ixodida, Ixodidae.
AUGGAUAUGUCUCGAGAGGUGUGCGACGAAACUGCGUGUUCGAUGAAGCGCGAGGACCGUAAAUAAAAUUCAGAACGAAGGGAUGAGUUGGUUCCUUCCGUAACAACGUCGUUCUGCGAAUACGGGUUCCGAGCUGCAGCCUUUCGUACAAAACGAGCAUGUAUACGCUGUGAGCUCAGAUAGUGAGCGCGAUGACGAGCUUCUUUUUUGCUUUCUUUCGUCCGCCGGCGCUUUCAGCAGCGAAGACGGAUAGCCGAAAUGCACGGAACAAGGCUUUCCUGGAAGAAGACGUCCACAACUGCGCUGUAUGGUCCGAUGUCACUGGCAGAGAUGCUACGGCCCACUGCAGCAGCAAGAGAAACUGGCGGCGGAAGCAACGGCGGCGCCUGGCUGCGCGCCCACCACGACCCGUACGCGUCGCUGUACGCCCUUCCGGGAGGCGUGUGCACGGCCGACGUGCUGGCCGACGGCGAUCAGCGGCUUCUGGUGGCCGACCUGCGCAACGGAGGACGCCUGCGCCUUUUCCGCGGGGGACGCCAGCAGCAGCAAGGCGAGCAGGCCCUAGCCGCGCUGCCAUGCGGACUGGCUGCCUUUCGCACGGAGUCCGCCCCACCAGGGCAGCCUCCGUCCGUUGCCGUGGCAGCGGGCUCCUGCCUGUACGUGUACCGCAACCUGCGGCCCUUCUACAAGUUCAGCCUGCCCCACACGGCCGCGGACGAGGAAGAAAAGGAGGCCUGGUCCAAGCACCAGGAUCCGGCCGAUCCGGACGCCCUCAGGGACGCCCUCGAGGCUCUGCGGUUCCUGCUAUUGGAGCCGGAUGAGGCAAAGGCGUUCAUCGAGGCCAACAGGGAAUUCCCGCUCAAGCGGCAUACGCAGGUGACCGCCCUGGGCGUGCUCAAGAAGAGCCUGGCGGACGAGGACGCCGCCAGCUGCCUGCUGCUCGCCACCGAGGACGGGCGCCUGUUCGUGCUCGAGCCGGACGCAUUCACGCUGCUCGCCGCCGUGCAGGUUCCGGGCGCCGUGUGCUGCUUGGACGCGCAGGGCGCCUUCGACGUGGACUUCCACGUGGCGCUGGCCACCCGGGACGACCGGCUGCACCUCGUCAAGCGGGGCCACAAGGCGUCGCGCGUGCUCGCCCAGCCCGGGGCGCCCGCCGUGGGGCUCUGCCACCUGGAGCCCGGACAGCUGGUGGCCGCGUGCGCCGACCGACGCCUGCGCGCUUACUCCGUCAAGGGCCAGUGCGUGUGGAGCGUGCCGCUGGGGGCCCAGCCGCUGGCGGUGGCAGCGGUGUGCCGGCCGGGCGUGUGCCAGGCCGCGGCCGUGGCGCUCUCCGACCGCCGCGUGGUGCUGCACGGCGCGGCCGACGGGGCGCCGACGCACGUGCUCCACACGAGGGACGCCGUGUCCGCCGUCCACUUCGGCCGCCUCGGGAGGGAGGACAACGCCCUGGCCAUGGUUGGCACCGGAGGCAGCCUGACGGUGCUGAUCCUGCGGCGCAACGCCCAGCUGCUGCAGUCGCCAUCCUCGACCCGCGAGGCGCCCGGAGGUGGCGCGGUGGGCGCUCCCCGCUGGAGCCUUCCCAAGAAGACCAAGCUGUUCGUGGACCAGACGAUGCGCGAGAGGGAGCACUCUGUCGCCAUGCACCGGGGCUUCCUGCGCGACCUGCAGCGCCUGCGGCUGACGGCAGCGCGCCACUACCACCGCGCCGUGCUGGGAGGUGCGGCGCCCGCACGAGCCGCCGACGGCACCGGAGAAACGGGCCCCGCGCUCGUCGAGCUGUCGGCGCAGGUGCAGGGCCUGGGACCCCGACUUGCCCUCCACGUGCGCCUGCAGUCGUCGCGACCGCUCAGCCGGCUCACCAUGGUCGUGCACGGAGACGACCAGUACCGACUGCACAAGCCCGUCAUGCAGGUGGCAUACCUGGUUCCAGGCCUUGCUUACCGCUACACCGCAAUGGUCACGGCGGAUUCCGGCGUGCCCGGAGUACUCAAGGUGGUCGUGGCUAGGCAGACGAAGGUCCUGGCGACAGCUCUGGUGCAGAUGCCUGCUCUGGAUAUGCCUUAGCCGUGCUCACUGGAUCGCAAGAGAAAGAGGACCUGACGCAGCUGUUAAUAUUUUUUCAAAUACAUGCAAUUCUUCAGACUCUUGUUACUAUUAUAAAGUAUGAGGGAAAGUAAACUAAAGGGACUUUUGAGCAAAGGUACAUUUAUUCUAAUCACAGAAAACUGAACCAUACAUUAUUUUUCUACACAACCUCCCUGCACUACAGCACACUUUGCCCAAUGUUUCACAAGUUUUUUGAUUCUGUCGCAAGAAAAGUUUUUUGGUUGCACC